This is a messenger RNA of Limulus polyphemus (Atlantic horseshoe crab), 2825 nucleotides long. Its product is annotated as segment polarity protein dishevelled homolog DVL-1-like. Gene Ontology annotation, biological process: canonical Wnt signaling pathway; intracellular signal transduction. The transcript has 17 exons. Bases 1 to 2271 code for a protein of 756 amino acids. Gene Ontology annotation, cellular component: cytosol. Gene Ontology annotation, molecular function: frizzled binding. The record is from RefSeq and is a predicted model, not a curated record. Lineage: Eukaryota; Metazoa; Arthropoda; Merostomata; Xiphosura; Limulidae.
AUGUUAGAUGUUCACCUACAUUUUGUUCCGUUCUAUGAACCACUUGGAGAGAUUGACUUUGGUUUAGAAAUUCUCAAGGAAGUAAGAGCCACCAAAAUGGACGCCGAGGCAAAAAUUGGAGUGAAGAAGAAAUGUUUCAACUUUCAGAGGGUCGUAGCUGCUGAAGUACUGAAAAGGCUUCCACAACACUUGCAUUACCCAACUAAUGAAUCCGUGCGUUACCCAACUAACGAAUCGGUGCGUUACCCAACUAACGAAUCGGUGCGUUACCCAACUAACGAAUCGUUGUGUUACCCAACUAACGAAUCGGUGCGUUACCCAACUAACGAAUCGUUGCGUUACCCGACUAACGAAUCGGUGCGUUACCCGACUAACGAAUCGGUGCGUUACCCGACUAACGAAUCGGUGCGUUACCCGACUAACGAAUCGGUGCGUUACCCGACUAACGAAUCGGUGCGUUACCCAACUAACGAAUCGCUAGUUUCAGCUGAAGGGAGCAAUGUUUCGGAUGGUACGGACUCGGUGUCACAUAUUCCUGGUGAAAGUAGACCCUUUCCCUUCCGUGCAGCUGCACUGGACCUCAGAGAAACCAUAGGUGACACCACAUGCACAGAAACAGAGUCUGUUGUUAGUUCUCGAAAAGAUCGUCAUGGUCAUAGAUCUUCUAAGCAUCGAGACAAGCAUUUUCACGACGAACAUACCCGUAUCAAUGGUCAGAGUAAAUAUGGACAUGGCCGAGUAGAUCGACAUAGAGGUGGACACCAGUGUUAUGAAUCGUCUUCUAUGGUGACAAGUGACAUUGAAACUACAAGUUUUUUAGACUCUGAAGAAGAAUCUAGAAGCAGAAUAUCAACCACAACAGGAGAGAGUAGUGUAUCAAAGAUUCACGCCCGCUACCGGCGACGAAGGAAAAAGCAUAGAAUGCCACCAAUGAGUAGGACCUCAUCCAUUAGCAGUAUCACAGAAUCAACCAUGUCUCUUAACAUCAUUACAGUCACAUUAUAUUUAGACAGUGUCAAUUUUCUAGGUAUCAGUAUUGUGGGGAAUUCCUAUAAAGGAAGCGAUGGUGGAAUAUACGUAGGUUCGAUAAUGAAGGGGGGUGCGGUUGCUUUAGAUGGAAGAAUUGAGCCUGGAGACAUGAUUCUCCAAGUUAAUGAUAUUAAUUUUGAAAACAUGGGAAACGAAGCUGCAGUGAGGGUUCUCCGAGAAGCUGUCCAGAAACCUGGGCCGAUAAAGUUAGUCGUAGCAAAAUGUUGGGAUCCUAACCCUAAAGGCUACUUCACGAUACCAUGGACGGAACCUGUCCGACCAAUAGAUCCAGGUGCCUGGGUGGCCCAUACAGAGGCUGUGAGAGCUGCUGAUUAUUCAUUACGCCCUCCAUCCGUUACCACCAGUUCUUCCAUUACUAGUUCCAUCCCAGAAUCAGAUCGUCAGUUACAAGACAUUCCACUUUCAAUAGACAGUGACAUGGCAACCAUAGUAAAAGCUAUGGCAGGUCCUGAAUCAGGACUAGAUGUUAGGGACCGCAUGUGGCUCAAAAUAACUAUACCAAAAGCCUUCAUUGGUGCCGACAUUGUCGACUGGCUAUUUAACCACGUUCAGGGUUUUCAAGACAGACGAGAAGCUCGUAAAUAUGCCACACAGAUGUUGAAAGCAGGGUAUAUUCGGCACACAGUGAACAAGAUAACAUUUUCUGAACAGUGUUACUAUGUAUUUGGAGAUCUGUGCAGUAACUUAACGGCUCUAAAACUCAAUGAAGACAAUUCAGUGAGUGAAGCAGAUCGAGAUACUUUGGGACCACUCCCCCCACCAACGGUCCAGUCCCCAUGGGGGACACAGAUGCCUUAUUCUGGUAGCUAUGUUCCCCAAGCCACUGGUUUUAUUCCAAUGCCAUUCAACUACACCAAUGAGGCUCCUGCUGCUACUAGCCAAGCUCGGGAGGGUAGUAUUAAAAGUGGCUCAGGAGGAAGUAGCAAUGGAGGAGUUAAGGAAAAAAGUAGAAAGAGUAGUAGCCCUGGAGGUAGUGAUUCUGAAAUAGCUAGCCAGCGAAGUGGUGGCCAGUUGGGUAAAGUAGCAGACAGCGGAGGCAGAGGUGGUGGAAGCAGUGGAAGCGAACCUAGUCUCAGUAUCCGGACAUCUCCAAACGUUGCUUGUCUCCAAGCCGUCCCCACGGAACUUGCUGGUAGUAGACAAUCGUUUCACAGAGCUAUGGACAAUCCGUUCGAGGAUGAUAUACAGGAAUACAGAUUUACAGACCAGGGAGUGGUGUAAUUGUAAAAUAUACUCAAUAUGUUGCUGCUCUUAUGUGUUCAGAGUUUUGAAUUCCCCUCUAUUUAUUUAAAAUAUAAUAAUUGUGUAAGACGUUUGUUGCUGAUAUGACCUGAUCCCUUUCCCAUGUGUUGUUUCAUUUGGAAAUUAAAGAUUAACAAGCCGUAAACAAGUAUAAUUCUGUAAGACCCUAACUCAUGAUGUAAAGGUUUAUUUAAACUUUGUUUGAUCUAUCCUGUACAGGUGAUUUAAUGUGGAAAUUGUAAUAGUCUAGCCAUAAACAAGUAUAAUCCUGUAAGACCCUAACUCAUGAUGUAAAGGUUUAUUUAAACUUUAUGUUUGAUCUAUCCUGUACAGGUGAUUUAAUGUGGAAAUUAUAAUAGUCUAGCCAUAAACAAGUAUAAUCCUGUAAGACCCUAACUCAUGAUGUAAAGGUUUAUUUAAACUUUAUGUUUGAUCUAUCCUGUACAGGUGAUUUAAUGUGGAAAUUAUAAUAGUCUAGCCAUAAACAAGUAUAAUCCUGUAAGACCCUAACUCAUGAUGUAAAGGUUUAUUUA